This is a messenger RNA of Arachis duranensis, 981 nucleotides long. RefSeq lists its product as uncharacterized. The transcript has 2 exons. Lineage: Eukaryota; Viridiplantae; Streptophyta; Magnoliopsida; Fabales; Fabaceae. The record is from RefSeq and is a predicted model, not a curated record. Bases 1 to 981 code for a protein of 326 amino acids.
AUGACGAUGGAAAAGAUGAUCAAGCAUCAAGAAUUGGCCAAUAAGAACCAUGAAGCUUCAUUAAGGAAUCUGGAAAGACAAAUUGGACAACUGUCCAAGCAAAUAGUGGCUGAAAGACCAACUAGUGCACUUCCAAAUGAUACCAUUCCCAAUCCCAAAGAAGAAUGUAAAGCAAUCCAAUUAAGGAGUGGAAGAACCCUGGAGAAUGACAAAGAAGCUAACAAGAAGCAUGUGGAGAAUGAUAUUGGCAGCAAGAAGCGAGUAGGAGAAAAAGACAAGCAAGACCAAGAGGAGUCCAAACAGAAGGAGGAAGAGCUCCAGGCUUCAAAGAAAGGAAAACAAAUAAUGAAGGAGCAUCCACAAGAACAGAAGAAGAAAGGACUACCACCAAAGCUCAAGGACCCUGGAAGCUUCUUUCUAUCAUGUACUAUUGGUAGCAUGCCAUUGGACAAAGCCCUCUGUGAUCUAGGAGCAAGCAUCAACUUGAUGCCUCUCUCAUUAAUGAUGCAACUUGCAAUAGAGGAACUCAGAACAACUAGAAUGUCACUUCAAAUGGCAGAUCGGUCACUCAAGAUACCUAAUGGAGUGGUGGAGAAUUUGUUAGUGAAGGUUGGAGAAUUCAUCUUCCCUACUGACUUUGUCAUUUUAGACAUAGAAAAAGAAGAGCAUAACUCAAUUAUCUUGGGUAGACCUUUCUUGGCCACAACAAGGGCCAUUAUAGAUGUAGAGAAAGGUGAAAUGUUCCUCAGAGUGCAUGAUGAACAAAUGAUCAUCAAUGUCUUCAAAGCUAUAGAAUACCCUCCUGAGAAAGCACAGCACAUGAGAGUGGAAAUGAUAGAAAAACUGAUAGAGGAAGUGUUUGAAGCCAACGGUCAAGAAGAACAAGAAGAAGAGACAGAAGCCGUUCAAGAAGUCUCUGAAGAACAAGGACUGAAAUUCCCUCCAAAGGCGAGACAAAGGAGAAACCAAAACAAGAUCUGA